This is a messenger RNA of Ostrinia nubilalis (European corn borer), 951 nucleotides long. RefSeq lists its product as uncharacterized. The coding region runs from base 1 to 951 and encodes 316 amino acids. Lineage: Eukaryota; Metazoa; Arthropoda; Insecta; Lepidoptera; Crambidae. The transcript has a single exon. The record is from RefSeq and is a predicted model, not a curated record.
AUGAAAAAAGACGCAUGGAAAAAACUUUCUCAAAUCCAAAAAGAAAAAUGGCUAUGUCCGUCCUGCUCCAGUGCCCUUCCUAAAAGUGAUAACUCUGCCUCCCCCGCCCGCCCGGCCAUUGCUAGUUGCGGCGAACAAGGUGCUGCUGACGCAGAAAAUGUUAACAUUACCCGGGGCAGUAGAACAAAGACGACAACAAUCCCGUGCACUGACAGUGUAGUGAACCUAUCAGACAUACUACGCGAGUUAACCAAACUGAGAGAGGAGGUCGGUGAAAUUAAGGUCCUACGUAAGGAAUUUGUAAAUCUACGCACCCAGGUCCUAUCAAUCUCCACUACACUGAAUGAGACAUUGACGGACUACAGGAAAAAACUGGAAGACGCCGAACGCGAGAUCUCCACUCUUAAAUGCACCUUGCUGCAGUCACAGAGGGACCAAGAAAGGCAGGAACAGAAUGCUAUCUGUGACGAGCUCGAGGUGGCCGGCAUCCCAGAAGAGAACAACGAAGACCUACUCAAGACCAUCAUCAUCACAUCUAACAAACUAGGAGUGGACCUAAAGGAGACUGACGUGAGCUAUGUGACCCGAGCUGGACCAAGACCCUCCAAAGCGAGUCAGGGGACAAAACCGCGUCCUAUACUGGUGAAAUUAGUGCGACGUAUUAAGAGAGAUGAAAUCAUCAAGGCCAGUAAACUACAAAAGAAGCUCACCACGGAGGGAGUCUCCCCCGGACCACACAAAGCCAUAUAUAUCAACGAGCGCCUCACGUUCAAGAACAGGAUGUUGUUUCGUGACGCAAGACUGCGCUCAAGGACACAGAACUUUCGAUUCUGCUGGGUUCGACAUGGCUCCAUUUACGUUCGAGAAAAUGAGAACAAACCGGCGAUCCGCAUUCAGUGCCAUGAAGACCUCGACUGCAAGAUUGGGCCCGCCGGCAGCUCUCAUCCUUGA